AAAGACAUUAGAGAAAUCUGCUGAGUUUGAAAAUAAACAGCAAAAUGACGAAGCAGGAGCUCCAUCCGGCUACAACGGGGAAACUUUAUCUCCACUGAAGUGAGUAAGAAUUGUUUCGAUAGAGCUAUAUAUAUGAAACAUCUCAUAUUCAUUCACAUAUUUCUUCAUAGCUUCUGCAACUUAGUUUGAUCUGCAUCCAUAUACUUUCAAACUGACGUAAUUACUGGUAAAUAAUCUUGAUUAUAUCAGGAUCUUUUGUUGUGUUGUGUGUGUGUGUGUUUAUGGUAGAGUGAUUUACUUCUAGUUAUUAUAUUUACAAUCGUCUGUAGACUUUUUGGUAUGUAUAACAUGUAUUUUUUAGCAGACAUGCAAGUAGUGAUCCCAACAAUCUUCAUAACACUAAAAGCAAAGUAGAUUCUCAAUCAGAUCUGGGGAAGCUAUCUGUUGAGCAAAUCCCAUUUGUCAGGUAUUUCUAUAUUUGAUUUGCUUGGCGAUGAUGGAAUGGUUGUCAAAUGCGAAGGAAGUCCAAUGAAAGAAGCUCAUGUCGCGUUUUCAGUUGACGGUUUGGGCAGAGUAGGAAUGGAGACACCAGCAUGUUCCCCUCAGCAUGCCAGCAGGAAAUGCAGGAUAUCAAAACGCACUGUGAUGAUGUUUCUUUAAAUUAUUCAUUAGACAUAAUGGAUGAAUGUGAUAACCCUAAGAAGAAGUCACCUACCAAGAUCCGAUACCGUUCCAUUGAAGAUUGCAAAAGAAAUGAACAUGGUGGCAGACGUAUCUUUGAUGGCACGGAUGGAGAAAGAGAUAGAUUUUAUGGUGGAUUUAACUUCUUAAAUGACAGUUUUCUUGGGGAGAUGGAAUGUGAUUUCUUCGAGAAGAAUCAUUUUAAUGAAAUUGGUAGCGUUUCGUUUGAUUCUUUGAACUAUGAGAAGUAUGAUAUAUCAGAAAAUGCAUUUGACAGCCCCUAUCUACCAAAAAAGAGAUGUGCAGGUGCAACAAGAACAAUGGACAAAUUCAAUUUAUUUGAGCCCGUCAAGUCAAGUUCGAAGCAUCCUACUUUAGGACAUGAUGAUGAUUUAAUGUCGUAUGCAAAAAGGAACCCAAAAGCAACAAGGAUCUCUGAUUUCGAAGACAAAUCAUUCCAACCAGAUUGGUUUUGCUCUAUGGCAGACGAUGCAACAGACAACUUCAGCUUGUUGAGUGAGGAGUCUUGUUCAGCCAGUGCAGUUAGAGGCGAAGCAUUCAAUAGCUCACCAUUCAAUAGCUCACCAUUACACUCAAAACCGAGGCAGAGCAUGAGAAGAGGCAUGGAUGAUGAUUCUGGCCCUGGGAUUAGUUACAGCGCCAACAGCAUUUACUCCAGAGACCCACAUUACAAAAUCAGGGACGAAGAGCAAGAAAAGUAUAUGCGAAAAUCAAAUUCAUCAAAGCUCGAGCCAGUCCAUCACUCAAACUCUCCUUUCAUAGAAAAACCACCGCCAUUUAAAACCUGGUCUUUUGAAAAAGAAUGUAACCUGAGCUCUUCUUGUCAAAGUCCAGCAGCAAAUCGUCCAUUCAGAGGCUCCAUGCCUUGGAAUGAAUAUCCCUUCGCUGAGUCUACUCUUGCUGAAUCCUCCUUCACAAACAAACAUGUUAAAACUGUUCCUAAUUCUUCUACCCGUCCAAUCUCCAAAAGGCCUUCCUUUCAACCAUCAAAUGUAGAGUCCGCUGCACUCGAGCUCGACCUAUCUUCAAAUUCAAAAUUUGUAGGCACAUAUUCACGCAUGGCAGAAACUACUAGUUCACAUGGAGAACACCCAAUUUCUCCUGUAUUAUCAGCUCAGGGUAGUGUCGGCACCGACGAAAAAAGUGAAUCCAAAGUUCCUUCAUUAGGAAUUGGAAAGGAUGAUUUCCAUGAAGAAAAAUCCACAAGUACUAGAAGCAAGAAGGUCUGUGUGGAUGACACUGACAGAGAGUGGUUGGAUGAUUCGAAUCCUGAGAAGAAAACUUGUGAUAGCAUCAGAAAUGAAACGGAAAACAAAUCUCUGGCAGUGGAGUAUUUGGAGGCCUCCCAUUCUUCUGGUCAUGUAAAAAACGGUGAUGUUGACAAAUUUAACCCCGAUGAUAAAGUUUCUAUUCCAUAUUCUAAAGGAGAAAAGGGAGUAAGAGAUGUUAAGGUGGAGGGAAGUAAGACGAGGAGCAAAAGUUGCAGCAUGGACUCAUCUUCACAGGUGAUGAUGCUUGAAAGUUAUGUUCUCCAGCUUCUCUUCGUGCAAAAGGUACUUCUAAAGCAAGCAUCUUCACAAGAUUUUAUGAAAAAUGCAUGAAAUUCUUCUCUUUAGUCGUUCUAAUGCAUGCGAUUCCGAACCAGUUGAUAUUUUACUCUUUUCAUUUACUCAUCAUCUGCUGAAAAUUUGAAGGUUUGUCUGAAUA
Cucurbita maxima (winter squash) is the source of this 2409-nucleotide messenger RNA. RefSeq lists its product as uncharacterized. The record is from RefSeq and is a predicted model, not a curated record. The transcript has 13 exons. Bases 594 to 2303 code for a protein of 569 amino acids. NCBI's taxonomy places the organism in Eukaryota, Viridiplantae, Streptophyta, Magnoliopsida, Cucurbitales, Cucurbitaceae.